Messenger RNA from Anopheles gambiae (African malaria mosquito), 2931 nucleotides. Its product is annotated as angiopoietin-related protein 7. The transcript is spliced from 2 exons. The coding region runs from base 985 to 2457 and encodes 490 amino acids. Lineage: Eukaryota; Metazoa; Arthropoda; Insecta; Diptera; Culicidae. The record is from RefSeq and is a predicted model, not a curated record.
CGCCGGACUUCAGUGGAGUGCCAGUAACACUUUGCCACCAUACCAAUCGCGUUGUUUACUGAUAGGAUUAGAGACCCUCGCUGAUAGCGGAAGAAAAACAUCGAUUAGUGCAUCUUUUAUUGCUACAGGUUACGAGCUGAGAAUUUGCUACUUUGGUUAUAUUUUUGACAGUUCUGUGAGCGAUGAAGUACCGAUCUCCAGGCAAGGGAUUCCGUGGUUGCGACUAUCGUUCUCGCCUUUUUUGUAACGAGAGAUGCUUGGCCAAACUCGAGAUAGUAAAGACGUAAUUUGUGCGCAACACACUAACACACCGUGAUGAAUUAGUGUUUAGAAGUUAGUGCUUACACUGUCCUUUUCAAAGUUUAAAAUUACAAUGAAAUAUAACAUUUGUACAUUUGUAUUUGUAUUGAAAUCAGCGCCAUGUGUGACUAUUUAUUUUCGUCGAGUAAAACUCAACGCUUUCUCGCACAUUCUGAAGCCGCAGUCGAAUAUUUUAUAAAAGAUCUUCAAACGAAUGACUUCCAUCUAUCAGCAGGAGAAUCCAUCAAAUAAAUACGCAAGAUUAUGCGGGCAUUCAAGCGUUGCUAAAAACGAAGAAAAGACACAGAGCUAACGCUGAUGGACUGAAACUAUGAUGUGUGUUGUGGUUUUAAGAGAUUUAACAACCAUUUAUUACGUCUGCUACCAUUGAGUGUGAUUUUCGUAUCUCUUGUUGUUGUUGUUGAAUCAGACGAACAAAAAAUGAUGUUUUUUUUUUUUUAAUUUGCAAUCUCGAGUUUCAUUUGCAUCAUGAGGCUGGCCUGUUUUGUUUUAAUGCUAUCAGCGAUUGAACAAAAAAUACAUUGUUUCAUUUCAAUGCGGAUCGGCUUCUUCAUCAUUUUUUUGACGUAAAGUUAUUCUUUUCCACUACUUCAAUAUAAAAAGAAGUCACUGUAGCCGCUUUAGCUUAGUCUUUGUCAGCAGAGUGGUUGAAUCCUGGUCACAAUGUACGUUACUAAAAUAGGUGUACUUGUAAUGGUUGCGUUGUUUUCAAUAGCCAAAGUGCGUGGUGUCGAUCGAAAUAUCCGAGAUACAACAUUACCUGUAUUUGCGUUUGAGAUGAUAAUUACGAAGCUAGAGCAUUUACUGGACAAAUGGAACGAAGCGGAAGCGGCAGUGAAACAGGAUCGAGAAAUCGUUGAGCAAAAACUGGCCGCUGUCACACGUAGCAUAAUUCAGCAGGAAAAAACGAUGGACCAGCUUCUCACCAAACAGCAGACUCUACUGAAUCAAAUGCUACAGGACAAAUGGAAUGAAUUGAAAGCUGAAAUGAAGCAGGAUCGAGAAAUCGUCGAGCAAAAACUGGCCGGCCUCACUCGUAGCAUAAUUCAGCAGGAAAAAACGAUGGUCCAGAAUCUCACUAAACAGCACACUCAAUGGAACGAAAUGAAAGCUGAAAUGAAGCAGGAUCGAGAAAUCGUUGAUCAAAAACUGACCGGCGUCACUCGUAGCAUAAUUCAGCAGGAAAAAACGAUGGACCAGAAUCUCACCAAACAGCAGACUCUACUGAAUCAAAUGCUACAGGACAAAUGGAAUGAAUUGAAAGCUGAAAUGAAGCAGGAUCGAGACAUCGUUGAGCAAAAACUGGCCAGCGUCACUCGUAGCAUAAUUCAGCAGGAAAUAACGAUAGACCAGAGUCUCACCAAUGUGAAGACUCAGCUGAACCAAAUGCUCACUGAGCAAACAGUCAACGCCAAGCGAAAAAAGAUGAAACAGGAGAUUCAAAAGCUUGCCUCAAAUAAUGAUUUAGCUCGGUUUAAAGCCAGUUCAGGCUUGUAUCUCCAAAGUAUCUCAUCGGGAUCAUGCAAGGAAGAGCCAUCAAAGGAAUCGGGCAAGUACAUUUUACAAUCAACAGAGAAGGAUGAACCAUUUCUGGGAUACUGCGAACAGACUGCCUUCGGAGGAGGUUGGUUGGUGUUCCAGUAUCGUUACGAUGGAUCGGUGGACUUUUUCCGUAAAUGGACCGAGUAUCGGGACGGAUUCGGCAGCAUGGAUGGAGAGUUUUGGCUCGGAUUGGAGCAGUUACAUCGUUUGACAUCAGCACGAAAGCACGAGCUACUGGUGCAACUGAAAGACUUCGAUGGAAACUACAUUUACGCACGGUAUGAUGAGUUCGCGAUCGGAAGUGAGGAGGAGCAAUUUCCGUUAGCAAAGCUGGGAGCAUACACUGGGACGGCAGGAGAGUCAUUGUUGGUACACAAGGGCAUGAAGUUUGUGACAAAGGAUCGGAACAAUGAUUUAACGCCAAAUACAAAUUGUGCUAUCAGGUAUAAGGGAGCAUGGUGGUACAACAAAUGUCACGAUUCAAAUCUAAAUGGACUUUAUAGGAACAGUGUGGAUGGAAAAAAUAUUGUUUGGUCCCAUUACAAACUUAGAUUAGGAUUGGCAUACACAAGAAUGUUGAUUCGCGAGACGUAAACGCUGGUGAAGUAUAAUUUCCAUCAAAUAAAUAGAUAUUUUGGAACACAAAUGCCCGUUCCGAAGCCAAAGAGUAACCGACAGUUGACUACAAUCAAAUUGUUUUGUAAUUUGUUGAAAUAAAUGUUAUGUGGUAUUGUUUACGUGUCUUUACAAGCCAAACUAUGAGUGUUAACAACUAGUCAUACAAAGCGCUAGGCAACAUUUUUCCCAAAGUGAGUUGAUAUAUCAGGUGGGCUUACCCGGAUGACAAUCCAGCCUGCUCUCACUAUGGCGAGCUCAAUGACAGUAGCUUCAAUCCAUACUGAGAGGCUAUCAUCGUUUCCUCCUGCGUACUGAGCAAGCUUGUUUUUUCCCCUCGCUGAGGCGGGACGAUUUUGUUUGUAUGGUGAGCAAAUCUAUCGCCGAUGAUUGCUCUAAUGAGAUGAUCGGGCAACAGCCGCUCACAUGAUGAAAACAUGAUGAGGUCGAAUU